Messenger RNA from Phragmites australis (common reed), 1239 nucleotides. RefSeq names its product calcium uniporter protein 6, mitochondrial-like. The coding region runs from base 93 to 938 and encodes 281 amino acids. NCBI's taxonomy places the organism in Eukaryota, Viridiplantae, Streptophyta, Magnoliopsida, Poales, Poaceae. The transcript has 2 exons. The record is from RefSeq and is a predicted model, not a curated record. Gene Ontology annotation, biological process: mitochondrial calcium ion homeostasis; calcium import into the mitochondrion. Gene Ontology annotation, cellular component: mitochondrial inner membrane; uniplex complex. Gene Ontology annotation, molecular function: calcium channel activity; uniporter activity.
CAAUCCACUUCUACUUCCGGCCCACCCAUUAGCCAUUACUACUCGCCGGCCUCCAACAACCCGCCCACCGCCGGUCUCCCACCACCACCACCAUGUGGCGCGCGGCCGCCUCCCGCCUCCUCCUCCUCCACUCGCGGUCUCCGUCCCCAGCCGCCGCCACCGCGGCCUGCGCUCUCCUCCACGCGCGACCCUUCUCCCCGCCGCCGCCACGGCACCCGGCGGCCCAGGCGGAGGCGGAGGCGGAGCUGGAGGUCACGCCGGCGGAGGCGCGGCGGCUGCUGCGCCUCGUGGGCGUCGAGGCGCUCAAGCGGCGGCUACGGGACGGGCGGGGCGAGGUGCUGGGGUACGGCGACCUCCUCGACGCUUGCGUGGACGCCGGCGCCGCGCGCACGCACGGCGAGGCCGAGGCGCUUGCGCGGGCCAUGGACGACGCCGGCGUCGUCCUGCUCUUCCGGGACAAGGCGUACCUCCACCCCGAGAAGGUGGUGGAUCUUGUUAGAAGGGCUGUGCCACUUGCGCUCACACCAGAGAAUGACCCAAGAAAAGAAGAGUUUAAGCAGCUCCAGGAAAAGAAGGAAGAGAUUGACAAAUUGGCACACAAGCAUGUCCGGCGUAUCCUAUGGUCUGGCUUAGGGUUCUUCAUGUGCCAAGUGGGUCUCUUCUUCCGUCUCACAUUCUGGGAGUUCUCAUGGGAUGUGAUGGAGCCGAUCGCCUUCUUCACAACGGCAUCUGGGCUGCUUGUUGGCUACUCCUAUUUCCUCAUUACCUCAAGGGACCCAACGUAUCAGGACUUCAUGGAGAGGCUGUUUUCGUCAAGGCAGAGAAAGCUUUGCGCCGCGCAUAGGUUUGAUAUGGAGAGGUACCUGGAGCUGCAGAAACAUUGUAGGUGUCCUCUGGAGGGGCAUCGUUCUCAUGGUCCCAAGCUUCAUGACUUGUAACGCCAGAACCAGAAUUUCUCCUCUGUUACCAAUUGCUUGACAGUGCCUUCUGUAGCUUGUAGAAUAUCCAAUCUACCUGUCCUUCAUAGAAAAACUAUAUUACCAGUUACUGGAGUGUCCAGAAAGAAUACAGCAAUCCCCUAACAGCUCCCGUUUAGCAAUGUGUCGAAGAUGAAUGUAACUGGAGGUGCAAAACUUGUUACUGUAGUCCUAUGCAUAUCUUGACAGAUUAUGUUGAGGACCUUCACAUGAUGAGAUGUGCUGAUAUAUGUUCCAGGCAACUAAAAAAGUUCCCACAAUA